This is a messenger RNA of Physcomitrium patens, 1712 nucleotides long. The record is from RefSeq and is a predicted model, not a curated record. NCBI's taxonomy places the organism in Eukaryota, Viridiplantae, Streptophyta, Bryopsida, Funariales, Funariaceae.
GCAGAACUCCAGAGUGGAGGAAAUCCUGUAGUGAAACCCCAGUCUCGGGGAUGUUCUGCCGUAGCUGUGGGUGUAUUGUGAGUUAGUAUAUGAGUGUAUUCUCCAGUUUUUGUAAGUGCGAGGUGAUUAGAGCGGUGAUUUUCAGCCAUGGCGUUCGAAGUGCCUCGCAUGAAGCUGGGGUCGCAGGGUCUGGAAGUGUCGCAACAGGGACUAGGGUGUAUGGGCAUGAGUUGUUUCUACGGACUUCCUGCGCCAGAGCAGGAAAUGAUCGAUCUUAUUCACUACGCUGUCGAAAGAGGUGUGACGUUUUUGGAUACUUCAGAUAUGUAUGGACCUCACACGAAUGAGGUACUGGUGGGAAAGGCAAUCAAGGGCAUUCGGGAUAAGGUGCAGCUUGCUACGAAGUUUGGCAACAUCUUCGACCAAAAAGGCAAUGUCAUGGUGAGGGGCGACCCUGAAUACGUGCGACAAGCGUGUGAAGCAAGCUUGAAGCGGCUGGACGUGGACUAUAUCGAUCUGUACUACCAGCACCGUCUCGACAAGAAAGUUCCAAUCGAAAUUACUGUAUGUGUAAUCAGUGACAUCCGUCCUCCUCGUGGUUGUUCGAAAGCCUUGGAGCUUUGGGUAAUGUCACAGGUGGCGGCGAUGGCAGAGUUGGUGAAGGAGAAAAAGGUGAAGUACUUGGGGUUAUCAGAGGCCAAUGCAUCUGAAAUCAGGCGUGCCCAUGCAGUGCAUCCCAUCACUGCCGUUCAACUGGAAUGGUCUCUGUGGGUUCGUGAUCUCGAGAAAGAGAUAGUCCCCACUUGCAGGGAGCUAGGGAUCUCCAUUGUAUCUUACAGCCCACUGGGUCGCGGCUUCUUUGCGGGCUACAAUCCACAAGAGGCCAAGGAGGGUGACUUCCGUAAAAUGUAUGGGAGGUUAUCAGGGGAGAACUUAGCGAAGAACGAGAAGCUGCGUCAACGAGUGAUGGAGAUAGCGGAGGGAAAGAAGUGCUCUAUCAAUCAGCUCGCUCUCGCAUGGGUUCACCAUAAGGGCAAGGACGUGGUACCUAUCCCAGGCACGACGAAAAAGAAGAACCUGGACUCCAACAUUCAAGCACUGCAAGUGACUUUGACUAGUGAGGAGAUGGCAGAGCUGGAAGCAGCUGUGCCGGAGGAGGAAGUUGCAGGGGAUCGUUACGGCAAGGCAACUUUGCAAGCGACAUGGAGGUAUGCAUCCACACCACCUCUGUCAUCCUGGAAUCCAAGCUCGGUAACUGCAGAAGAGGGCCUUCAUACAAUCUGAACCUGAAUCUGAUCAGCUGUGAUGGACUUCGCCGAAGCUGUGCUCUGCACAAAUCUAUCUAUCGCUGGUGUUGAGCACCAUGUUGAGUGGCAGUAUCUUCACAGAUCAGUGAAUCCAGUGUUCGCCGAUCUUAGUUGCUCUCGGAACCAUUCGAAUCUAAAUGUGCGCCUUGAAACUCCCCCGACACUCUCAAUCACUUCGAAUGAAUUCUGACAGCAUUGAAUCUGAACUUGAACACACACACACACACACAUAUAUAUAUAUAUAUAUGCACACACAGAACUGUAUGUACAUCCAUACAUAGCAAGUAAUAAGUCAAAAUGUCCAAGCAAAUCGCCUCAAUAGACGUAGUAUCAUAAAACAUGCACUAUCUUGUAUAUAAUGUUAUUUAUACUCACACUCAUACAUAUGUCUGAUAAUAUUUUCUA